Messenger RNA from Magnolia sinica, 714 nucleotides. RefSeq lists its product as uncharacterized. NCBI's taxonomy places the organism in Eukaryota, Viridiplantae, Streptophyta, Magnoliopsida, Magnoliales, Magnoliaceae. The record is from RefSeq and is a predicted model, not a curated record. The coding region runs from base 17 to 520 and encodes 167 amino acids. The transcript is spliced from 3 exons.
UCGAUCACCAGAUGGAAUGCAUAUGAUGGCCCUGUUUGUAAAUUUCUUUCAAUAUUUACCAACUCCUAAAUUCGAUACUAAUAACAAACCCCUGUUGAUUGAGAAGGUGCUCCUAUCAAUUUUAGAGAAGUUAUUCUCCAAGUUUCUGAACUUUCCUGAUGUAAAUAGGAGGUUGAGGAAGAUCAUCUCCAUCCUCUCAAGCGACCAGCCUCCCUGCCCUCAGCUGUAUCUGUACAGCACAACUGACAAUGUCAUUCCAGCUAGGUCAGCAGAGUCUUUUAUUCAGGAGCAGAAGAAAUCUGGGAGAAAGGUGAAACCGAAUGCAAUGGUUAAGGACACAACUUUCUUGGGGGCAUCGCUCUCUGAUCAUCUCAAACCUGACUUUAAUCCUUUUAUCAUGAAGAAACCCCAAACUGAAACUAAUACAAAAUUGGAUUACUCCCAUCUUGUAGCUAGCAGGCCAGAGCUACCUGUUGAGGUUGCAAGGCCUACUACGCACAAUUCGAAUGGAGAAUGCUAGUAGAGGCAAUGAUGACGUUGGCCUGGAAGCAGCAGAAGAUGGACGAGCAGUGUUAUCUCAAGGUCUGCUAAGCACGACGGCACGGGUGAUGACGGGCGCGACCAUGACUUUGUAUUAUUUGUGGAACCUAAUGUUGUGUAACAGUUUGAUUGAGUUAAACUUUAAAUAGACUGUUGUUAACUGUUUUGUUGGUA